GUUUGUCUUUUAAACUUCUUAUUCCCCUUUUAAAACUGUAUUAUCAGGGCUGCGAGUUUGCUUUUGCCCUGUCUUCUCUUCAUUGGUGUGCAGACGAGAAAUUAAAAAAAUCCUCCAAUCUUCUCUCCCUAGAUUUACAGAAAACGCAAGAAAAUUGGGCACUCAUCGGAUUCAGGAGAGGCGGAAACCACGAUUAUGGCUUCUCAUGGUGACAGAUCGGAGGACGCCGUCGUUUCACAGCCUCAAGACCGGCCAAUUUCCACCAUCGUCAUCAUCAUCGCUAUGCAGACGGAGGCACUUCCUUUGGUAAACAAGCUCCAGCUUACCGAGGACCUCGAACCCGUUUUUCCAAAAGGGGUUCCUUGGGUCCGAUAUCAUGGUGCUUACAAGGAUCUUAACAUCAAUUUGAUCUGGCCAGGGAAAGAUUUAGCUUUGGGGGUUGAUAGUAUAGGUACAGUAUCGGCAUCGCUUGUAACCUAUGCAUCAAUCGAAGCAUUAAAGCCAGAUCUGAUAAUAAAUGCUGGCACUGCCGGUGGCUUUAAGGCCAAAGGAGCAGCUGUUGGUGAUGUGUUUGUUGCAUCUGAUUGUGCUUUCCAUGAUAGACGAAUACCUAUACCUGUUUUUGAUAUGUAUGGUGUUGGUUUACGCCAAGCCUACUCCACCCCCAAUCUUGUCAAGGAGCUUAACCUAAAGGUUGGGAAAUUGUCUACUGGUGACUCACUUGAUAUGUCCUCCCAAGAUGAAGCAUCAAUCGUCGCAAAUGAUGCUACAAUUAAAGACAUGGAGGGAGCUGCUGUUGCCUAUGUGGCAGACCUUUUGAAAGUCCCUACAAUAUUUGUAAAAGCUGUGACUGAUAUAGUGGAUGGGGAGAAACCAACUGCUGACGAAUUCUUGCAGAAUUUGGCAGCUGUGACUGCUGCACUUGAUCAGGCAGUUACUCAGGUUAUUGAUUUCAUCAACGGGAAAUGCCUCUCUGAACUUUGACGCUAGUGAUAUAUCUUAAAGUUGUCGAACUCUAUGGAACUAUAUUGUCCAAUAAACCUCUAUUCAUAACGUAUUCAAUUUAUUUAAAGUGUGUGCUCUUAAAGGCAAAAUAGCAAUAGUCCAUAGUUUGAGGAGGUAUAGUUUGAACAUUCACAUGUUGAAAGUGAAAUGCCUAAUUUAUGUUUAGUUUGAAGCAGCGUUUAUGGCCAA
Molecule: messenger RNA, 1194 nt
Organism: Carya illinoinensis
Lineage: Eukaryota; Viridiplantae; Streptophyta; Magnoliopsida; Fagales; Juglandaceae
Product: 5'-methylthioadenosine/S-adenosylhomocysteine nucleosidase-like
Exons: 8
Coding region: 196-984 (262 amino acids)
Biological process (GO): nucleoside metabolic process
Molecular function (GO): methylthioadenosine nucleosidase activity
Source: RefSeq, a predicted model, not a curated record